AUGUCAACAGUUUCAACACUGAGCCCAUCUAAGGGUGGUAAAACUCUAGAGCUACAAUCUCUCAUAAGAGAGUUUCAAAAUAAACUUGGAAAUAAUUGGAAUAAGUAUCAUGAAUCUCUAAGUUUAUUCUUAGUGGGAAAGUUAUCUAGAAAUGAGCUAGUUGAAACAAUUUCUCCACUAUUAAAAAAUGGCCUAGUCAACUAUCAUAAUAAAUUACUCAUGAUGAAUUUAGCAAACUCAUUGAAGGAGAGCUCCAAUGAUUAUCAAAAUGAAUUUGCUUCCUUCUGGAAUAAGAGAGCUAUUAAAACGAAAAAUGUCAAAUCUAGUCAAUACGAAAAAUUUAAACAGAACAUUAUGGGCUUACCCAUAAAAGAAAGAAGAAGGAUAAAGAAUAUAACUAGAGACAGUGGCAAAAAGAAUAAGCUUUUCGCAUCCAUAACGUUGACUAGACAUGCCUUGUUACCUAAAAUCCCAAUGAUACAAGACAAAGAACAGCAACAAUUGCAAGUGAAUAAUUUGGUACAGUGGCAGCAAGAUGUCGUGAAUGGAAUUAAUACCCCAAUAGCAACUCAAAACUAUGAACUUCCUGAUUACGAUAGUCUUUCUCGAAGAAUACUUUUCUCUAUGAGAGAUAAUGGCCUCACCGGAGGUGUAAAUGCUCAAGUUCUAGAAGUAGUAUCGCUUGGCCUCGAGACUCAUCUUAACAAUGUCAUUGAGAGUGCUAUAGAUGUAGCGAGAUACAGAGAAAAGAAGUACACUAGUAAUGAUUUUAUCGCCGUACAGUCUAAUCAAGAUGGACCGAAAAAACGGCCCCUGUCGGAAGAAGAAAGACCUUCGAAAAAGCAGAAGGUUGUUUUGAAUAUAAGUGAUCUCUAUGACACAUUCGAAAUGUAUCCUCAUUUAUUAGAAUACAGUGGCCCUAAAUAUAGAUUACCAAACGUUAUGUUGCACAAUGAUGAUUGGGACCCGUCUCAACCAGACUACGAUCUCCCGCCGAAACUUGAGGUAUUAAAGGAGUCCGAGGACAAGAAGGAUACGAUUAAGAAACCAGAAGCCAAUGAAAUGAAGACGGAUGAUAUUGCCUCUGUAAAAGUUCUUGACAAUUCCCCGAAGGAAGCAAUACAAAAUCCACAAGAAAACGCUGAUAGUAAGUCCCAGCGUAAGCCAGAGAGCCAUAUUGGAACUACCAAUGAAUUAAAAUGGACUUUGCAUGACCUAAUAACUACCAUGUAA
Priceomyces carsonii is the source of this 1233-nucleotide messenger RNA. RefSeq lists its product as uncharacterized. The transcript has a single exon. The record is from RefSeq and is a predicted model, not a curated record. The coding region runs from base 1 to 1233 and encodes 410 amino acids. Gene Ontology annotation, biological process: regulation of transcription by RNA polymerase II. Gene Ontology annotation, cellular component: SAGA complex. Gene Ontology annotation, molecular function: transcription coactivator activity. NCBI's taxonomy places the organism in Eukaryota, Fungi, Ascomycota, Pichiomycetes, Serinales, Debaryomycetaceae.